AUGAAACUUAUAAUCUAUUUUAUUUUCUUAACUCGUUAGCAAUGUGUUAUUGUUGCAAGGACAAAUGUGUCAAACUUACAUUAGGAGUAUCAGCAGGUCUAUUAGUGGUACCAGUCAUCUUACUUUUCAUCUACGGAGCUCUUCUUAAGAAUCUUUUCAGCUUCUUAAAGUAUGUAAAUUGAAUUAACAAGUAUUAGGGAUGAUAAUAAAGCUGUUGGAGAUGGUGCCUUUGGUUUUGUAAUUGCAUUAGCUAUUUUUGCAUUCAUUGUUGGAGCUCUUGGAGUUAUCUCAUGUCUAUGCUACAAGAAAAAAUGCUGCCUAUGUCUAUAUUCUGGAUGUGCCACUGUAGGAGUUCUAAUUUUCCUAGCUCUUGGUAUCGUCUUUAUCAUUCUUGGAGCUGCCUCAUAAAAACUUGUUGAUGAUUUCUGCGAUGGAAAGAAGGAUGAUUACAAAGGUUUAAAUAGCAUUUAUGAUUCUAUUGUUGAGAUAGACAAUAAGAUGACAACCUACACUGCUAAAUAUUACUGCACUAGCGAUUGUCCAUGCCCACUAGGAACCUACUUCACAGAUAAAUACAAUGAGACUCUCAUGAAUCAAUAUAAUAGAACCUUUACCAGUAAACCAAUAUAUUAGCCUCUUCUCUAAAGUAGUGCUGCCAAUGUUAAAUACACAUUCUGGGACUGCUACACUUCAAUUAAGGACUUGAGCAAAUAUAGUAAUGUUGAAAAGAUUUCAGAUGGUCUUGAGUCUCUAUUCAGAACUCUUGAAUCAGAUUUCUCUUGCAAUGGUAUUUGCAAGGCUGGUCCAUUCAUGUAUUUCAGAAACAUCACAUCAGGUCCCCCAGGCAAGAACUGUCUCACUGGAAUCAAGGAUACUUUUAAAGAAAAGCCACUUGCUAUCGGAAUCAUUCUUCUUGUAUCAUUUGCACUCACUUUCGUUGCUCUUUUCGCUACUUAUGGUCUUUGCUGCAGAAGAAAUAAAGAUGAGGAUAAUUUUAAGCAUGGAAAACACUCUCACCACUGA
Molecule: messenger RNA, 1023 nt
Organism: Stylonychia lemnae
Lineage: Eukaryota; Ciliophora; Spirotrichea; Sporadotrichida; Oxytrichidae
Source: the annotation of a GenBank genome assembly